AAAUGGUGGCUGCAGAGGACUUGGAUAAGUGCUCUUCUUGUUUCAAGGUGACAAAAUACUGUUGCCUAAGGUGCCAUUAUCCUUUCUGCAACAACUGCUCUGUUUUUGAAGGUGAUGAGGAUUGCCCAGGCUGGGUCAUGAGAAUGUCAGUUGCCUACUGCCAUGUACAUUUCCAAUUAUGCAGCAACAGUAACAAAUUCUUGUGGCAUUUUGGACAGUUAAUCUACAACUUCUUCCAAAAGAUGUGUGAGGAAGACAUUGACAAUAGCUCAGAAGAGUUCUACUACCUUGCACCAUUCACUAUUAAAAUGUCCACUGGAAUCAAAUGCUUUCAGGAUGAAAGAGAAUUUGGAGACUCAUUUUAUCAGCUUUUCCCUGUAGUGAAAACCAGGGAUUCAUGCCAACCAGAGCGUGCAGCUGAACACUCAUGUUCAAAUAGGGAUUUGCAUGAUGAUACCACUUCCUCUACAGGGCAGGAAACAGAUCAGGCUGAGACAGACACUGGCAAAAGCACAAAAAUGUUUUUUCCUAUUGAGACAAGUCUUCUUUCUUGCAUAUUUGGGUUAUUGGUCAAAUCAAGCUUGUUUGGCUCAAGCCCACCUGGGGGGUACUUCAUCAGAAUGUGGCAGCCAUCUAUGGCUUCCCAAUAA
Molecule: messenger RNA, 650 nt
Organism: Pocillopora damicornis (cauliflower coral)
Lineage: Eukaryota; Metazoa; Cnidaria; Anthozoa; Scleractinia; Pocilloporidae
Source: RefSeq, a predicted model, not a curated record